UUGGGAGAGCACCUGGACAUUAGGGUCCUUGUCUGGGGGCCCCGUGACAGUGGGGUGACACCGGGGUCCCUGUUUGGGGGUGCUGUGGUAUUGAGAUCCGUCUGGAGUGCUGUGACACCGGGGUGACACAGGUCCUGACUGGGGUGCUGUGACAUUGAGGUGACAUUGGAGUCCCUGUUCGGGGUGCUGUGACCCCGGGGUGCCCCGUGGGUGCUGAGGGCUGUCCCGUGUCCCCCCCAGUUUGCCCUGUUCCAGCGGAUGACGCAGGCCGCCAUCCUGAUCCAGAGCAAGUUCCGGAGCUACGCGGAGCAGAAGCGGUUCCAGCGGCGCCGGCGCGCGGCCGUGCUCAUCCAGCAGCGCUUCCGCAGCCUCCGGCAGCACCGGAACACCUUCCUCACCCUCAAGCAGGACCAGGCGGCCCGGAAGAUCAUGAGGUUCCUGCGGCGCUGCCGCCACCGGAUGGAGGAGCUGAAGCAGAACAAGGAGGUGGACAGUUUACAGACGCGGGGCCUGGCCUCGUGACCCCCCCACGGGGGACCCAGGCAUGGGGGGGCUCCACCCCCCCCACCACAGGGGACCCAGGCAACAGGGGGGCUCCCCUCCCUGGCCCCCCCCAGGCUUUGCCGUGUGUCCGGGUCUCCCAGGGGGCCCGUGGGGAGGGGAAG
Messenger RNA from Manacus vitellinus (golden-collared manakin), 665 nucleotides. RefSeq names its product calmodulin-binding transcription activator 2-like. Gene Ontology annotation, molecular function: protein binding. The transcript is spliced from 3 exons. Lineage: Eukaryota; Metazoa; Chordata; Aves; Passeriformes; Pipridae. Bases 259 to 522 code for a protein of 87 amino acids. The record is from RefSeq and is a predicted model, not a curated record.